AUACAAGAUGCCUGUUUGGACAGUGAAACAGUAGAAUUAAUUUUCUAUAUGAUAUGCCUUAAUAGCGCUGUUAAUAACGCGUAAAUGUAAUACAAAAGUUUAUAUGUCAAAUCUAAAUUGGGAGUUUCCAAGGAAUAUUCCUUCCAACGGUGGAAACAAACCACAAAUUUCGUUCUUUGAAUUCUUAAUAUUUUCAUUUCACGACAAAACAUGGAAGACAUAGAUGGCACGAACAGUCGUAGACCAAAAAGUACGUGCUUAAAACUCAUUCAAACUGUCCUCUCAUAUAAACGAACUCUUCAACUAACCCUCUUUUACUUAUUUCAGACUCGGCGUUUAAACAGCAGAGGCUAAAGGCAUGGCAACCGAUCCUUACUGCGCAAGUGGCAACCAUAUUCUUCCUUAUUAUUUUCGUUUUGUUUAUUGUCCUCGGGGCUGUCUUGUUUGUCGCUUCUAACUCGGUGAGUAAGCUUUAAGCUUUUGAAAAGAUUUCAGGACAAUAGGAGAACAAUAUUGUACAAAAAUACUGUGGAAUUUUGAAAGUUUUGUGGGCUAUUUUUUGUACAGAAUUUAUUGACAACUUUAAACAAACUUGGGUUUUAAUGUGUAUUGUAUAGCAGAUGGUGGUCAAUCUCUGCGUUAUCAGAGUGAGAAAAUAAUGUGAAUUCUUUUAAUUAGUUGUAGUCUUGUAUUUGGAGGCAAAUAAAUAGAAUUACUAGAUAUGUCGUUCAAUUCUUACUCCUAGAAGGAACUUCAAGAUUUAUGAACUUCAUCAGACAUCAAUCAAAUCAUUCUGUGCACUCAACAUUUGAGUAUUCAUCAAGAAAAUAACUAUAUAUCUUUCUCCCUGUUAAAAGCUCAAAUUUGGGGUGAAAAAUGCUUUUAUACGGAAUAUAUUUUGCAUUUUUUACCUACAAGUUUGCAAAAUUUGUACUGUGGUAUGUUUCAACACCUAGUAUUAUAAAUACUAACUUGCCAGCUAGCUUUGUACUUUUAGGUCUAAAAGUGAAUACAGUGGCAUUUUAAAAGCAAACAUUGAUUUUUCUAUGUUUUGGGAGGAUUUCCAAGUGUAUAAAGUGCCGCUGUAUUUAUUGUAAUUGCAAGAAUAUUUAAUUAAGAUUGUUAGGCAUUAAAUAUUUAUUGAAAAAGUCUAUUUAUACUUGCUUGUUGCAUAUAGCUACAAACACAAAGCCCAAAACAAAACUUGUUCUUCAUCUGUGAAUUCAGAUGCCUAAUCAUGCUGAAGAUUCCUAUUUUAUUUGGAACAAACAUUCUUUGUUUGAGAGCAAAGAUUCUUUGUUUAAAUUAAAGCGUAGUUUACACUGUCAAAGUUUCUGUGAUCACAGUAGGAAUUUUUCAUUGAUAAAGUCUACAUUUUGAAGGAUUUUAAUAGGAAGACAGACUUAUCGUUUAAACAGACCUGUCAACCUUAAAAUUUUAAAACAGGGAGAUUUUGCUUUUUAGCCCUUAAAAAACUGUGAGAUUUUAUCAAAAACCGGGAGAGCAAAAUUGAAGUCAUAUGCAGUGUUCAAGAAUGCAAGAAUGCAACUAGUUUUUGAGAUCCCAAGUUACAUCUCAUAUCCUUACAAUAAUCUACUUAUCGCUUAUACUGCGAAAGUGGAUAAAAAAGCCAAAUACUUGUAGUUCAUGGAGUAAGUUUCAGAGCUUGGAGUAAGUGUCAGAGCUUGGAUGGACACGAGUGAUUUUCACACGAUUACUAUUUCUUACCAGAUAUUUGAAUCUGGAAAAUAUUCCAUUGUAAACUUCAUAACAAUUAAAACAAGCAACCGGGAGAAAAUACCUUCAGUUGAUACCUGGAGAAAAAGGUCAAAACCGGGAGUCUCCCGGCAGCACCGGGAGACUUGACAGGUCUGGUUUAAACACUAAAACAGUUUCCUCAAACAUUUCUUACAAAUCCUUCAAAAUGUAGAAUUUCUGAAUUUACCGAUGCAAAAUUCCUACUGUGAUCACAGAAACUUUGCUAGUGUAAACCGGCAUUUUCAGAUUCUUUGUGUGGACUCAGCACUUUACAUGUGGCAUUUUGUGCACUGUCCAAUUUAUUUAUUUAUUUAUUUAUUGUGCUUCGCUUCCAAACAUCAAACAAUAAUUGUGUUAAAUAAGCUGGGACACCACAACAGCUUAACACCAAUUACAGUGGGCCCUUUACAAAAUAUCAAUAUAAAUACGGGAUAUUAGUAAGGGCGGACCAUAACGACCAUUAGAAAAGUGAUUGGGGGGGGGGGGUACUUUUUCAACUUGUACGAAUAUUUUUUUAUUUUUUGGUUAUGUCGAUAAUUUUUUUUAUUAAAUGUAAUCUCUUACACAAAUUUUUUUUUAUUUCAACUUAUAAUUUUCCCUAUUGAAAAGUCUCUGCACGAAUUUUUUUUUCUGUUUCCCCUGCUCAACUUUUAUUUUUGCUUUUUCCCCACCCCACCCAACCCGCCAUCACUUUUCUAAUGGCAGACCCCUAGCUUGAAAUCUUUGCACUAAUUUUAACAUUGGAAUGCAUGUGGCUAGUAAGUUAGUGUUUAAAUGUUGCAAAUAUGCUCAGGCAAGAAUCUCAAUUCUCAAAUUGGCAAACACAUGGUGAUUAUAUGAUUUUAUAUACAAAAAUGAAUAAGGUGCGUCUUGACAAGAUAAGGUCAGGGUUCGUAGCGGUCUUUGAAAUCCUUGAUAAAUUGGAAUGCAGGUCUUUGAGGUCUUUGAAAAGUCUUUAAAUUGUGUGAAAAAACGAAGAAAGUCUUUAAAAGUCUUUAUAUUCUUUAGUGAGGAAUUGAUUAUACGAUUUCCUAGCUAAUAAAAUAGAUUGAUUGAAUCAAGAUUUUCGCAAAUAUCGACGAAAAUGCGCAUUUUAGGAUGUGAUUUGACGGGACUAAUUACUGGGUAAAAAUGGUGCUUACACUCGCAAUUUUUCGACAGCUGAUUGCUCUCAAAGGUCUUUGAAAAGUCUUUGAAAAUAGGCAGAAAAAAUCUUUGAAUUUUUUUUGUCUUGGAGACUAUGAACCCUGAAGGUGUAUGCAAAGGUUGCAGGUGUGAUCACACAACUCAUGACCUGGGCAGGUCUGAUUGUCUUUGUUAUAACAAAUCCCUUUUGUGGAAGGCAAUGUCAGAUUUCAUUUUGUUAACUUAUUUUCUUCCAGGUGAGAGAGAAAAAAGUGGAGUACACGCAUUGUAAUAAAUAUGGCAAAGACAAGAAAUGUGAGGACUAUUUAGAAGAAAACUCAAACGAAACUUGUGAAUGUAGAAUGAAGUUUGAGCUGAGUGAUGACAUUGAGAAACAAGUCUAUCUUUAUUACGGCCUCUCAAAUUUCUAUCAGGUAUUAAUACAGCAAGAAUUUUCAAUUUCCAUUGAUGGGUUUUUGAAUGGUUUAACCCAUUGAGUGACAUUGUGCCCUGAUGUGCUGUACUUCAUUAUUUUACUAAGCCAGGUUAUUUUACUUGUCAAGGGGCGAGUGCUGGUGCUUAAUGGGUUGAUUAAUAUUAGGACAUUAAAUUGAUCUCACUCAUAAUUCUAUGUUAAUUAAGAACCAUCGUCGUUAUGUGAGGUCAAGAGACGAUGCUCAGUUACGUGGUGAUCUUAGCCAGUCUGUGUCUAGUGAUUGCAAACCUUAUGCCGAAGGAUAUUACAAACCCAACCAAACCAGAGCGAUUGCGCCAUGUGGUACCAUUGCUAACAGUUUGUUUAAUGGUAAGAAAACGUAA
Messenger RNA from Paramuricea clavata, 3702 nucleotides. Lineage: Eukaryota; Metazoa; Cnidaria; Anthozoa; Malacalcyonacea; Plexauridae. The record is from the annotation of a GenBank genome assembly.